GGUCAGAGACUGCAGACAUGGUACAGGAGAUGGUCAGAGACUGCAGACAUGGUACAGGAGAUGGUCAGAGACUGCAGACAUGGUACAGGAGAUGGUCAGAGACUGCGGACAUGAUACAGGAGAUGGUCAGAGACUGCAGACAUGAUACAGGAGAUGGUCAGAGACUGCAGACAUGAUACAGGAGAUGGUCAGAGACUGCAGACAGGAUACAGGAGACGGUCAGAGACUGCAGACAUGAUACAGGAGAUGGUCAGAGACUGCAGACAUGAUACAGGAGAUGGUCAGAGACUGCAGACAGGAUACAGGAGACGGUCAUAGCCUGCAGACAGGAUAC
Molecule: messenger RNA, 334 nt
Organism: Staurois parvus
Lineage: Eukaryota; Metazoa; Chordata; Amphibia; Anura; Ranidae
Source: the annotation of a GenBank genome assembly